Messenger RNA from Candidula unifasciata, 306 nucleotides. The record is from the annotation of a GenBank genome assembly. Lineage: Eukaryota; Metazoa; Mollusca; Gastropoda; Stylommatophora; Geomitridae.
AUGCUGAAGUCGGUCCUGACAAGUCUAGGAAUGGCCGAUGCUUUCAGCAAGGAGGGUGCAAACUUUUCAGGAAUGACCGGUCAGCGAGAUCUGGUCUUGUCCGAGGUGGCCCACAAAGCCUUUGUCCAGGUGAAUGAGGAAGGUACUGAGGCUGCUGCUGCAACCGGUGCGGUGAUAAUGAUGUGUUGUAUGCCGCCACCUGUCCCAGUGGUUAAAGUGGAUCACCCAUUUCUAUUUCUAAUCAAUGAUCAUCGAGCCGACGGAAGCAUUUUAUUUUUAGGACAAGUCGAUAAUCCUUUAUUUUAA